GUUUCUCCAGCAGCCAGAGUUCUCCAGUCGUCUUGAACCAAGCACACUAAAAUGGCGUCGGCUCCGGCAGAUUACAGCACCUACAGCCAGACCACUGCACAGCAGGGGUAUGCUUCUUAUGCUGCCCAGCCCUCUCAGAGCUAUGGACAGUCUGCACAGCAGAGCUAUGGUCAACAGGGUUAUGGAUCAUAUGCCCAACCUGCGGCUGCUGAUGCCAGUUACACCCAGACAACCCCUGCCGCUGGAGGCUACACUCAGCAACAGCAGCAACAGUAUGGGUCUUCAUACGCCCAACCCGCAUCAGCUGGAUAUCCUGCUGCCCAGUCUACCACUCAUACCUACUCCCAGUCAACCCAGGGUUAUGGAGCCAGUGGUUAUGACAGUACUCCUGCUGCUGCAGCCCCAGCUGCCUCCCAGUCUUACGGCUCUCAGCCAGGGUACACUGCCCAGUCUGCCUACCCUGGUUAUGGCCAGCAGGCUGCUCCCACUGCACCACAGAGUUACAAUGCUAGCAGCCAGCCUGCCAGUUACAACCAAAGUAGCUACUCCCAGCCAGCAGCGUAUGGGCAGCAGCAGGCAGGCUACCAGGCCCAGCAGGCAAGCUAUGGCCAGCAGCAGGGCUACCAGCAGCAGACCCAGCAGCAGACCCAGCAGCAGCAGCAGGCUCCUCCUGCUUACCCUCCUCAGGCUUCUGGUUCCUACGGGCAGCCCCCAGCCAACCAGUACAGUCAGCAAGGUGGACCUCCAAGUUACAACCAGUCUAACCAUUACAAUAACUACAGACAGGAUGGCCAGAGUGGAGGUUCUGGUUACUCUGGUUCUGACUCUUCAAGGUACCCAGGGUCAGGGGAAAGGGGCCCUGGCAGGGAUGGCUUUGAUCGAGGUGGAAUGAUGCAUCGUGGGCGUGGAGGCAUGGGUCGUGGAGGCAUGGGCAGCGCUGGAGACAGAGGUGGCUUCAGUAAGCCCGGUGGACCAAUGAGUGACGAGCGUGAAAUGGGACGCCCUGAGGAGCAGGAUGACUCUGAGAACAGCACAAUCUACAUCACAGGACUGACUGAGAAGGCUAACCUGGAGGAGAUGGCCGAAUUCUUCAAACACGUCGGCCCAAUCAGGAUUAACCGCAGACUUGGCCAGCCUGCCAUCAACAUAUACACCGACAAGGACUCAGGGAAGCCCAAGGGAGACGCCACCCUGUCCUAUGAGGAGCCAAUCUGUGCCAAAGCAGCUGUGGAUCAUUUUGAUGGAAAGGAGUUCCAAGGCCGCAGGCUCAAAGUGUCCAUGGCACGCCGUAAGCCCAUGAUGGGUGGAAUGAGGGGUGGCAUGCCCAUGCGAGAUGGCAUGAUGGGUCGUGGAGGCAUGAUGGGUCGUGGAGGAGAGCGUGGUGGGUUCAUGCCACGUGGCGGUCCUCGUGGUAUGGGCCGAGGUGGACCCACAGGAGGAAACAUGCAGCAGAGAGCUGGGGACUGGGAGUGUCCAAACCCGGGUUGCGGCAACCAGAACUUUGCCUGGCGGAUGGAAUGUAACCAGUGCAAAGCACCCAAACCAGAGGGCAUGGGUGGUGGCCCUCCAUUCCCCCCCGGAGGUGACAGAGGCAGAGGUGGGAUGGGAAUGCGUGGAGGCCGAGGUAUGGACCGCGGAGGGCCGGCAGGAGCUGGAGGCCCAGGCGGCCCCGGAGGUUUCCGUGGAGGUUGGGGAGGCGACCGCGGUGGGUUCAGAGGACGAGGAGGAAUGGACAGGGGAGGCUUCCGUGGGGCGGGGCGUGGAGGACCGCCAAUGGACCGGAUGGGUGGCAGAGGAGGAAGAGGAAUGGGCCCACCAGGUGGCAAGAUGGAUAUGAGGGACCAUCGCCAGGAGCGCAGAGAGCGGCCCUACUGAAGAAAGACUUCUUGAGUUCCUCUUGUGGAAUUGGAUUUUUAAGAGAAGUUUUUUUUAUUUAUGAUUCCAUAUUUCAAUAAUUAUAGAGCUGCUUUCAUACAUCCUUCUGCAGUUAUCGACUCCACUUCAAGUUUCCACUUUUUUAUUUUUUAGAUCACCCAUGUUUAUGCCACAUAUUGUUCGGUUUGUUUUAGUUUUUUUUAAUAUGCCCUUUAGAUUUCACAUUGUGUUGUAAAAUGAUUUUUUUCAUUCGUCCUAAUUGCUUCUCUUUUCCCAUAACUGGCAAUUGUAUCGUGACAAAUUUGGGGAAUAAAAUUUUACCGAUUUCA
Molecule: messenger RNA, 2204 nt
Organism: Eleginops maclovinus (Patagonian blennie)
Lineage: Eukaryota; Metazoa; Chordata; Actinopteri; Perciformes; Eleginopidae
Gene: ewsr1b
Product: EWS RNA-binding protein 1b
Exons: 15
Coding region: 52-1875 (607 amino acids)
Biological process (GO): regulation of DNA-templated transcription
Cellular component (GO): nucleus
Molecular function (GO): transcription coregulator activity; RNA binding
Source: RefSeq, a predicted model, not a curated record